Molecule: messenger RNA, 3152 nt
Organism: Heterocephalus glaber (naked mole-rat)
Lineage: Eukaryota; Metazoa; Chordata; Mammalia; Rodentia; Bathyergidae
Gene: Nadsyn1
Product: NAD synthetase 1
Biological process (GO): NAD+ biosynthetic process
Cellular component (GO): cytoplasm
Molecular function (GO): glutaminase activity; NAD+ synthase (glutamine-hydrolyzing) activity; ATP binding
Source: RefSeq, a predicted model, not a curated record
CCAAAUUCGCAGCGUGGGGAAAGAUAAAGACUUCGCCUGUGACCAGUGCCCAGGUCCGGCAGGUGUGUGGGGGAAGGAGCGUUUACAGUGGCCGGGGAGCACACGGUGUAGAAAGUGAAGAGUUGAGAAAAAUCUGGCGUGGAGUUGGAGGUGAGAGAUCUGAAGACUUAUUGUCUCCAGAUAUCUCUAGGGGAUCCUGUGAGGAGGCGGGGCAAGGCUGCUGUUCCUUGGAGUUGAGUAUGUUGGGCAGGGGGUGAAGAUGUGGCUGUUAUGCACAGAGCAGGGAUUGGAUAGUCUGGUCCCAGAAGAACUUCCUGGUGGGUGAAUAGUGGGAGUAGCUGGGGAAAAAAAGGGAAGUGGAGGAAGGAGUGAGCUGGCAGAAGAGUGUCAUUGUUGAGUGUCACUAUAUAAUUGGCAUUCAUGUCGACUCACCUUUGACCAUGAAAGAUCACUGUUCACACCUGUGCCGAAACUGGGGCUGCCCUGGGAAGCCUGCACCACAGCCUGUCUUGUGCUGGACUACUGACUGUAGGAGGGCUUGCUUGAGCAACAGAAUAGUGUUUUAACUGAUAGGAUCUCAUUAGCUGUGUGCCUUGGACCAUAAUCAUUUUUUUUUUUUUGGUUGACCAUCAUCCUUUUUAAAAAUUCAGAAAAAUAUAUAUAUAUCAACUUGCUUUCAUUUUGCCAGAGUGAAUCUUAUUGGAGUGAAGAGAGGCUGUCCUGGGUGGCCAGAGCUGUGUGCACUCAUCUGGCCUCUCUUCCCCUGCUGCUACCUAAAUCUAUUGCUGGUUCCUGGUGCUGACCCUGCCCCAUGGGCCAUAAACCUUCAAGUUGAGCCUCUUCCCUACAACUGUUCUUGGUAUCUUCCUGCUAAUAAAGUCUACCAGGAUGUGACCUCUUCCUUCUUGGUGGUAUUGAAAUUGCCAAAAGCAGAGGAGCAAGAUACAGGAUUGGACCUGAGCUGGAAAUAUGUGGCUAUGGAUGUUGGGAUCAUUAUUACGAGUCGGACACCCUCUUGCAUUCACUUCAAGUCCUGGCGACCCUUCUGGAAUCUCCAGUCACCCAGGAUAUCAUCUGUGACGUGGGGAUGUAAGUGCCAUCAUGAACGUGUAGAUGGGCAAGCUCAGAAAAAAGGCCUGUGAUGCACCGAAAUGUCCGCUACAACUGCAGAGUCAUCUUUCUCAACAGGAGAAUCCUGCUCAUCAGGCCCAAGAUGGCCCUAGCAAAUGAAGCCAACUACCGAGAGCUGCGCUGGUUUACUCCAUGGUCCAGGAGCCGGCAAGUAGAGGAGUAUUUCCUCCCUCGGAUGUUGCAGGACCUGACAAAGCAGGAAACCGUGCUCUUUGGGGACGCCGUGCUGGCCACUUGGGACACCUGCAUCGGGAGCGAGGUCUGCGAGGAGCUCUGGACACCACACAGCCCACAUGUUGAUAUGGGCCUGGAUGGUGUGGAGAUCAUCACCAAUGCUUCGGGCAGCCACCACAUGCUGCGCAAAGCCCAUGCCAGGGUGGACUUGGUGACCAUGGCCACUACCAAGAAUGGUGGGAUAUACCUGCUGGCCAACCAGAAGGGCUGCGAUGGUGACCGUCUCUACUACGAUGGCUGUGCCAUGAUAGCGAUGAAUGGGCGCAUCUUUGCUCAGGGGUCCCAGUUUUCUCUGGAUGAUGUGGAGGUCCUGACUGCCACACUGGACCUGGAGGAUGUAAGGAGCUACAGGGCCGAAAUCUCUUCUCGGAACUUGGCGGCCAGCAGGGUGAACCCCUAUCCCCGAGUGAAGGUGGACUUUGCCCUCUCUUGUCAUGAUGACUUGCUGGAGUCCGUCUCUGAGCCCGUGGAGUGGAAAUACCACAGGCCCGAGGAGGAGAUAAGCCUUGGACCUGCCUGCUGGCUCUGGGAUUAUUUAAGACGAAGCCAACAGGCGGGGUUUUUCCUGCCCCUGAGUGGUGGUGUGGACAGUGCAGCUACUGCCUGCCUCAUCUAUUCCAUGUGCCACCAGAUCUGUGAGGCAGUGGCGAGAGGAAAUCAGGAAGUGUUGACUGACAUCCGGGCCAUUGUGGAUGAGAGCAGCUACAUCCCCCAGAACCCUCAGGAGCUGUGUGGACACGUACUGACCACCUGCUACAUGGCCAGCGAGAACUCUUCCCAGGAGACGUGCAACAGGGCCCAAAAGCUGGCCCAGCAGAUCGGAAGCUACCACAUCGGUCUCAACAUUGACCCAGCUGUGAAGGCCAUUGUGGGCAUCUUCAGCCUGGUGACAGGGAAAAGCCCUCUGUUUGCAGCUCAUGGAGGAGGCAGGAGGGAAGACCUGGCAUUGCAAAAUGUGCAGGCUCGGAUCAGGAUGGUCCUCGCCUACCUGUUUGCCCAGCUGAGCCUCUGGUCUCGGGGCACCUGUGGGGGGCUUCUUGUGCUCGGAUCUGCCAAUGUGGAUGAGAGUCUCCUUGGCUACCUGACCAAGUACGACUGCUCCAGUGCGGACAUCAACCCCAUCGGUGGAAUCAGCAAGACUGACCUGAGAGCCUUUGUCCAGUUCUGCAUGGAGCGCUUCCAGCUUCCCGUGCUGCAGGACAUCCUCUCAGCGCCAGCCACUGCAGAGCUGGAGCCCUUGGCCGACGGACAGGUGUCCCAGACAGACGAGGAUGACAUGGGGAUGACAUACUCAGAGCUCUCAGUGUAUGGGAGGCUCAGGAAGAUAGCCAAGGUAGGGCCCUACAGCAUGUUCUGCAAGCUCCUCAACAUGUGGAAGGACACCUGUACCCCGAGACAGGUGGCUGACAAGGUGAAGCAGUUCUUCUGGAAGUACUCUGUGAACAGACACAAGAUGACCACACUCACGCCUGCAUACCAUGCGGAGAACUACAGUCCUGACGACAAUAGGUUUGAUCUGCGGCCCUUCCUGUACAACACACGGUGGCCAUGGCAGUUCCGUUGCAUCGAGAGUCAGGUUCUACAGCUUGAGAGGAAAUCAAGACAGGACCUGGAUGGCCCAGACUGAGGGUCACACCUGCCUGAGGCCUCCCUUCCCUGGGAUCCUUAGUGUGACGUCAGCAUAAGAGCCGCACAUGCAUCAGUUUUAUUUCAUGUUUGGAGUGAGAGAGGUGUUUUCAUUGUAAUUCCCUCAAGAGAAGCUAAAAUAAAGCAAAUAUGUUCUUUAA